Penicillium odoratum is the source of this 822-nucleotide messenger RNA. Its product is annotated as A4/G1 family peptidase. NCBI's taxonomy places the organism in Eukaryota, Fungi, Ascomycota, Eurotiomycetes, Eurotiales, Aspergillaceae. The record is from RefSeq and is a predicted model, not a curated record. The coding region runs from base 1 to 822 and encodes 273 amino acids. Gene Ontology annotation, molecular function: glutamic-type endopeptidase activity. Gene Ontology annotation, biological process: proteolysis. The transcript has a single exon.
AUGAAGUUCUCCACCGCCGUUAUUAGCAGUACACUUCUUGCUACUGCCCUUGCCGCGCCUCUGACUACUCAACGUCAAGCCCGCAACGAGGCUCGUCGUCUUGCUCGUGCUGAGGGCCGCUCGGUCCAGCGCCACAGCAACCCUCCCUACAAGCCAGGAACCCACGACGUUAUCCACUUCAAUGAGACCACCAAUGUGGAAUACAGCUCUAAUUGGGCUGGUGCCGUGCUUGUUGGCUCGGGCUAUACCGCAGUCACGGGUCAGUUUACCGUUCCGACUCCAAAGGCGCCUAGUAGCAGCAGCAGCGGUGACUACGCCGCCUCUGCCUGGGUGGGCAUCGACGGCGACACCUGGAGUGAAGCGAUUCUGCAGACCGGUGUCGACUUUACCGUUGAAAAUGGUGAAGUCAGCUAUGACGCCUGGUAUGAGUGGUACCCCGACUAUGCCUACGACUUCAGCGGCAUUACUAUCUCCGCAGGAGACGUCAUCAAGGUCACCGUGGAUGCAAAAUCCAAGGCUUCUGGCACUGCGACUAUUGAGAACGUUACAACUGGCAAGACUGUGACUCACACCUUUUCGAGUGGUGUUGAGGGCGAUCUCGGUGAGGUUAAUGCGGAGUGGAUUGUUGAGGACUUUGAGGAGAACGAUUCUCUUGUUGCCUUUGCCAACUUCGGCACCGUCACCUUUAGUGAUGCCCAGGCUACUGACAGUGGCACCACUGUUGGACCUUCUGGUGCCACUAUCUUGGACAUCGAGCAAAAUGGCGAGAUUCUUACUUCCGUUUCUACUACUUCGAGCAGUGUUACCAUCACCUAUGUCUAG